Messenger RNA from Entamoeba histolytica HM-1:IMSS, 768 nucleotides. RefSeq lists its product as uncharacterized. Lineage: Eukaryota; Evosea; Mastigamoebida; Endamoebidae. The transcript has a single exon. Bases 1 to 768 code for a protein of 255 amino acids. The record is from RefSeq and is a predicted model, not a curated record.
AUGAGUAGAUUAUUUACUAAAACAAAGAAAAAACCUUUAUUUUUUAAUAAACAAACACCAAUUGAAUAUAAUAAACAAGAAAAUGAUAUUGAAAAAGUCAAAUUACAUGAUUCUAGCAAUGGUUUUAAUCCAUUUGACACAAUGAAAGAAGAAGGAUUUGAUACUAGUGAUACAAUGAGAUGGUUUGACAAAAUGACAACUGACAGUGGAGAAGUGUUAUUAAAAAAUGAAAGUACCAGUGUUAAAAGUUUCAAUAGUAUAACUUCAUUUCAGUUUUCACCAGAAGAAGAAGGAGAAAAAGUCACAAAUAAGAUGAAUGAAGAUAUUCAACCAAAAGUGUUUCCAGAACCAAGAAACGAGAGAAUUAUUUCAGAACAAUUACAAGAGUCAAAGAAAAAUGAAAAUCAGGUAAUUGAGACAAAAGAAAUAAAACGUACUGAUAAUCCAAUCAAACAAGAACCAGACAAAGAAAUAAAUAAACCCAACGAACAUCCUCAAGUGAAACCAAAAGUAAAUAAGAAAUCGAAUUUCCAUAUUUCAAUGAAAAAAUUUGAAUUUAAAAAACCCAAUUUAAUGUCAAAACCACUGAAAGAUCGAAUGAAAGAUUCAAUUAAACAAAUCAACGAAAAAUCUAUUCACAAAUCAUCUGACAACCAUAACUUCCAACUUAGAAUUAAUCCAAACGACAAUUCAUCAAUCAGAAAUCAAACCACAAAGGAUAUAGAAUUAGAGAAAGAGUUAAGAAAAGAGUCAGAAAGAAGGUUUUAA